AUGCUUCUUUCAAGGAACGAAGCCAACGAAGCAGCCAACGAAGCCAAUGAAGAAAACCUGACGGAGCAGCCUACUAUCAAGGAGCCUUUCUUUGAAGGACUAACCAACAAAGCAUUCAAAGAAGCUAAUGGAGGACUUUCAAGGACUAACCAACGAAGCAUUCAAAUGGAGAAGUUGCUGACGGAGCAGCCUACUACCAAGCCGCCUACGAAGCAGAUAGAAGCAGCCCACAAAGCCGUCAUUGAAGCUUCAAGUUUUCAAGGACUAGCCAAUGAAGCAUUCAAAGUAGCUAGAACUUUCUACUUAACCGGUAGAAGGAGUAACCAACGAAGCAUUCAAAUGGAGAAGUUGCUGACGGAGCAGCCUACUACCAAGCCGCCUACGAAGCAGAUAGAAGCAGCCCACAAAGCCGUCAUUGAAGCUUCAAGUUUUCAAGGACUAACCAUCGAAGCAUUUAAAUGGAGAAAAGUGGCUGACGGGGCAGCCUACUACCAAGCAGCGUAUGAAGCAGAUAGAAGCAGCCCACAAAGCGGCCAUCGAAGCUUCAAGCUUUCAAGGAGGAACCAACGAAGCAUUCAAAUGGAGAAGUUGCUGACGGAGCAGCCUACUACCAAGCUUCCUGCAAAGCAGAUAGAAGCAGCCCACAAAGCCGUCAUUGAAGCUUCAAGCUUUCAAGGAAUAACCAACAAAGCAGCCAACGAAGCCGGUGGAGAAGUGGCUGACGGAGCAGCCUGCCACCAAGCAGCGCGGACUGCAAGGCAGUGCGGCGGACUUGAAGGCAGCGCGGUGGACUUGAAGGCAGCGCGACGGAGUGCAAAGCAGCGCGGCGGACUCCAAGUCAGCGCGGCGGACUUCAAGGCAGCGCGGCGGACUUCAUGGCAGCGCGGCGGACUUGAAGGCAGCGCGACGGAGUGCAAAGCACCGCGGCGGACUGCAAGGCAGCGCGGCGGACUUCAAGGCAGCGCGGCGGACUUGAAGGCAGCGCGGUGGACUUGA
Closterium sp. Yama58-4 is the source of this 996-nucleotide messenger RNA. The record is from the annotation of a GenBank genome assembly. NCBI's taxonomy places the organism in Eukaryota, Viridiplantae, Streptophyta, Zygnematophyceae, Desmidiales, Closteriaceae.